Messenger RNA from Pediculus humanus corporis (human body louse), 2142 nucleotides. RefSeq lists its product as uncharacterized. Gene Ontology annotation, biological process: P-body assembly; deadenylation-dependent decapping of nuclear-transcribed mRNA. The transcript has 13 exons. Gene Ontology annotation, molecular function: RNA binding. Gene Ontology annotation, cellular component: P-body. Lineage: Eukaryota; Metazoa; Arthropoda; Insecta; Psocodea; Pediculidae. The record is from RefSeq and is a predicted model, not a curated record. Bases 1 to 2142 code for a protein of 713 amino acids.
AUGAUGCUCUUAACGAUGAAACAUUCGGAACAGAGGCUUUUCGUAAUAGCAGAAAAUUCUAGAACUUAUAGGCAUAGUUACAAUUCUGAUAAAGAUGAUGAUCUGGACUUGGAGGCUAACUUGUCUCAAUUGGUUUUGGAAAGUGAGGAAGAAGGUGAAGAUGAAACAAUAGAUAAUAAUGCCAAAAAUAAAACGUCAAAACCAAUGAAUGUCUUUAAUAGGUUUUCAUUUGAUUGUAUUGGCGAUUAUAAUCCAUCUACUUGGGGUGGUUACCCUGACUCGCUGACAUCUAAAUUAUUUAAUCCGGAAAAAGAACAAAUUUUACCUCAAAUUCAACCCAAGGGUUCAGUGACACAAUUCUUGCCACCGCAAUUAUCUAAAAUUCCAACUGUACAAGAGUUGGAAAGAGAUUUAAUGCAAAAAAAUAAGCAAAAAUUGAAAAAUCAAGAAAAAAAAGAUUUUAUUCAGUUGUUUCAAGAUAAAAAUAAUUAUUCCACUGCACCUAAUAAUACAAAUAAUCAAACCUCAGAUAUAAGUAUUCAAGUUCAAAAUUUACUUACCAGGCGCCACAAUUCUGUAUCGAAAUUUUCUCAAUCUUCAGAAAUGGUCAUGCUUAAAAGCAACCAAAAUAUGCCUUUGCCAAUGGAACCCUUAAUACUUCCUCCACACAUGCCAAUGCUUUAUCCACCUCCAAUGUUUCCCCCAACUCCUCAUCCUUUACUCUUAUCGCAAAAUCAAAGAAUGGCAAAGCCUCAUCCAAUAAUGCGAUUAUUGCCAACUCAUCCACUUUUAAUGCAACAACAACAACAACAACAACAGCAUCAGCAGCAGCAUCAUCAUCAACAACAAUUUUUUCAUCAACAUUAUCAAAAACAGCAAAAUCAUCAAAAACAAUUACAAACAAAGCAACAGGGAAAUGGAGAUCAUGAUGAAUAUGCUGGUAUAAUGAACAAUAAAGAAAGGCAGUGGUUAUUAAAUAUACAAAUUAUUCAAUUGGCCAUAGAAAAACCUUAUGUCGACGAUUAUUAUUACACGGUAUGGUCUAAAAAGCAAGAAAGUAAAAAAAAAAAAAAUGAAACGAAAAACGGUUAUAGAAAUGAUAGACAAUACAGGGAGUCUUUUUUCGCAAAUAGAAAUCAUAAUAAAAACGAUGUUAAUAAUAGAGAGAGAAAAAAUUCGGAUCGUGACGUCACGCCAACUUUUUCUCCAAAAGUUUAUGUUCCCCUUCAGUUUGAAAAUUCACUUGGUAAACUACAGUGUGGAAGUGUCACAGCACCUAGAAAAAUAAUAGAUUUAGAUGUUGUUCCAGAGCGACAAGUUCAGUCGCCUCCAGUUACUAAUCAUCGCGAUUCUAAAAAAACAAAAAAAAUUUUAUUAGAAUUAGAAACGUUAUGUUUACUGGCAAUGGAUGUAGAUGAUUUAGAUAGGAAUGUUAUACCGGAAACUAUACUCUCUAAUGAAAAAACGGCACCAAACAAAUCUAAAUUAUUGGAACAAAUUAUGACUGGGUAUUUAAACGAGGAUAGAUUUGUUAAUUUUAUGUGUAUUAAAAAAGGAAAGACAUUAUUAUUAAGAGUUCUUUCACAUUUAAAUAAUAAAAAUCAUAGCGAACAUUUAACUAAUUUAUGGUGUCGAUUUUUCAAAUCAAUUUCCGUUAUUAUUCGUAAAGAUCAAAAUGACGGAAUUCUUUUACAAAUUUUCCCUUAUUUUAAACAAUGGAUCAACACAGUAGACUGUGGAGUUUUAUCAAUAAUAGCAUCGUAUUUACUCAUCGCAAAUGUUCCGAGUCAAAUGAAAAAAUCAUCGAGAGCCGUUUCUCCAAAUCCUGGAAAAAGCGUGCUGUCGUAUAUAUUAACGACAACGUUUGGAGUGAGUGCAGUGUCGAGUUUAUUAUAUCGCGGGGAAUCAAUGUAUCCACUAUUAGAAGAUAAACAAAAACAAGACUGGACGAGUUUUUUAUUAAAUUUUAUUAAGCAUUUGAUUAAUUUUCCAAAUAUCGACAGCAUACCUGCUCCUAUGGAUCCACUACCCGGAAACAUAAUUUCAGUUAUAUUAAACAGAAGCACAGGACUUCAAAUUCAAGAAUAUGCAUCAGCGAAAAGAAUAUUGACGGCCUUUAAUAAAGACAAAUCGCGUUCCUGA